AUGCCCAAACACUACUGUGACUAUUGCGACGUCUUCUUGACUCACGACUCUGCUUCAGUGCGCAAAGCACACAACAGUGGUCGCAAUCAUCUCGCCAACGUUCGGGACUAUUACGCCUCACUUGGCCACGACAAGGCUCAGUCUAUCAUUGAUCAAAUUACGACUGCAUAUGAGUCAAGCGGUGGGCCUCCUCCAGGCGGUUUCGGAUUUGGGCCGCAACAUCUAGGAGGACCCCCACCACCACCUAUGGGCUUCGGAGGGCCGCCGCCGUUUGGCCGUCCUCCCUUCCCCCCAGGUCCUGGCAUGCCGCCGCCUCCGGGAAUGAUGGGGCCUCCCCCCUUCCCCCCGAAUGGUCCCCCAGGAAUGGGCCCACCAGGUUUCGGAGGUCCCCCUCCUUUCCCACCUAACGCAGGCGGUCCCCCCGGUGGAGCAAUGCCUCCGUUCCCUCCCAAUGGCAUGAACGGUCCUCCUCCAGGUGCGCUCCCCAUGGGUCCGCCAGACGCCCCCUCAGGGCCAGCGUCUGGACCUACUAUUCAUCCAGAUAGGCUGCGGAUGAUGGGAAGCAGAUAA
Messenger RNA from Pleurotus ostreatus (oyster mushroom), 570 nucleotides. RefSeq lists its product as uncharacterized. The record is from RefSeq and is a predicted model, not a curated record. Gene Ontology annotation, molecular function: pre-mRNA 5'-splice site binding; zinc ion binding. The transcript is spliced from 6 exons. Gene Ontology annotation, cellular component: nucleus; U1 snRNP. Lineage: Eukaryota; Fungi; Basidiomycota; Agaricomycetes; Agaricales; Pleurotaceae. Gene Ontology annotation, biological process: mRNA splicing, via spliceosome; spliceosomal snRNP assembly; mRNA 5'-splice site recognition. Bases 1 to 570 code for a protein of 189 amino acids.